AUGAAUAAAACCGACGAUAAUCAAGCUCAGAAGACUACUGAAUAAGCUAGCUAUAAAUUAAAUUAGGUGGUUCCAAUCUUAGGCCCUAUUUAGAGUUUAAGCGAAAAUUUAGAUGAUCAAUAAAAUUAAUUUGCUAAUACUAAUUUGUAGCAGAUCAACAAAGCACCUACUUCGAACCCACCAACUAUUUUUCAAUAGCAAUCUGCUUCAAAUAGAAGUGAUUUUCAAUCUUAGCAAGAUGGCGAAGUUGAUAAAACGUAAAAAGAGUUAGAAGCACUCACAAAUCAUAAAUAUUCUUUGAGUCCUUGGCGCUUUGUUUAAUUGUUUCUUUAUAUAGUAAGUGAUCUAUCUAAUUCACUGAGUAUUUACACCUUCUAAACAAUAGGCGCCCAAGUAGCUAAAAUUUAUGAUUUAGACCCAUUUUUAGUUUCUCUUAAUCUUUCAUUUUAUUCUCUUCUUUAUCCUUUUGUAUCUCUUCUAGCAAAUUACAUUAUUGAUUAAAGAGGAGCUGCUUUUUCUGUUAAGAUAGGUGUUAUUCUUACUACUAUAGGGUUUUCUCUCAGAUUAUUGAUUAAAUUUAAUUGGGGUUACGUCUUAUUAAGCUGUAUCUUUUGUGGUAUGGGAGGUCCUUUGAUAUUCAAUGCUAAGUGCAGAUUUUAAUCUAACUGGUUUCAUGCAGGAGAUUUACCUCAAAUUACCACUAUAUCCACUAUAGUAACUAGUUGCAAUGGCAUUAUAGGUGUUUUGUUACCUGGAUUUUAUUUCACUGGAUAUGAUUACAAGACUGAUCACUCUGAAAAUUAUUAAGACGGUAAAGAUCUGAUGAUGAAUCUUUUAAUAAUUGAACUAAUAAUUGUUCUAGUCUGUGCAGGAUUAAGCUUGCUUUUCUUAAGAAGUAAGCCAGCUAAACCACCUAGUUUUGUUUCUACAAUACAAAGAGAAAACUACAAAGAAGCAAUCAAAGGUUUGAUAAAAAAUAGAGCAUAUUUAAAGCUGAAUGUAGCUUCUAUGCUUUUUGUAGGAAAUACAUCAGCACUAGCUGCACUCUUUUCAUUUGCAAUUCAACCCUGGGGCUUUAACUAAACGGAUACAAGUUAUUGUGCUGCUGGUAUGGUUGUGACUGGUAUAAUAGGUUCUGUCAUUAAUGCUCCUUUGCUAAGAAAAUACAAGAAAUUUAAAAUGACAACAAUAAUUUUAGCUAUUGUUAUGUUAGUUAAUGUAGCAAUAAUAAUAGGCAUUUUGAACUUAGAGAGCAGGAUCAUUUUGGUUUUAUUUGUUUCUCUUUUUGGAGGUGGCUACUAACCCCUAGUAAGCACCACAUAUGAAUAUGCAUGUGAAGUUGCUUUCCCAAUAGGAGAAGGUAGUGCAUAAGGAUUUUUACUUGGAACAUCUUCUAUAUUUGGAUUCGUUUGUAUAACAGUUUUUGGUGCUAUAGUACAAGGGUAAAAUAAAUCAUAAACCUAUAUCAUGUUGGGCUAUUUGAUUGCUUGUUUGAUAAUUGGAAUACUUCUUAUUUUUACUUCGAAAUUCAAGCUAAAUAGGUUUAAUACAGAAUUAAAAAACUUAAAAGACUAAAAUAACGAAAACAACAAUUUAAAGACUCCUGGGUUAUUUGAAACACCUGAAAAGAAAAAUACAGCAAAUGAAAACUUCAAUCAAGAAAAUGUAGAGGAACAUAAUUCUGGUUUCAAAGCAAUCAUAGAACAUUAAAUAUUAAUGACUACACCAGAUUAGGGUUCAGGAACUAGCAGCAACAUUCCUUUAAAUGCACCUUUAUAAUAAGAUAGCAACAAUAUAACUAACUAACUUUCUCAUAAAUAAUCUUAAUCGAUAAGCAAUUGA
Molecule: messenger RNA, 1842 nt
Organism: Tetrahymena thermophila SB210
Lineage: Eukaryota; Ciliophora; Oligohymenophorea; Hymenostomatida; Tetrahymenidae
Product: MFS transporter
Exons: 2
Biological process (GO): transmembrane transport
Cellular component (GO): membrane
Molecular function (GO): transmembrane transporter activity
Source: RefSeq, a predicted model, not a curated record